CCCAGGUCGUACUCAGGAGCCAUUACAGAGUCACACAUUCUCCCUAAAGAACAAUGCUGCAGGUCUGUCCUCAGAUGAACACGAAAACCCUUUAAAUGGAACCCAGCCGAAUCCAUUUGUAUACAGCAGUGUCCCUGCUGUUCCCCAUGCAGGCAAUUCAUUGCCUUCAGGAGCACUUGUUAAUGGACCUGGUUCACACCCCACCUCAGAGGUACACUGUGUCCUGAACAAAGGCACUGUUUUAUCCAACAAUGUCCUGGAUGCCGUGUGGCAAGCGGAGAAGGACACGAGCCCUGAGGUGUUACCACCACCUAGUGAGCUUCAAUCAGACGCUUGGAAGAACACAGCGGGGCCCGUCGUAAAAACACCAGCCACACAGCCAGGUGUCAACACGCCACUGUCUCACUCGGAGGAGAAUGAGUCUAAACUGGCCUAUUCCACUCUGUCAGGUGACGGUGUGGAGCAAAUGCACAUUAGCCAACCUUUGACAAAACAGACAAUGAAAACAAGAUCUCAACGGGACGCAGAGUGGUCAGAGAGCUCCUCGGAUGAUUAUGAUGAUGCUGAAGUAAUCAGAUGGGAUUCAGCGAGGGAGCCAUUCUUGCACAUCGACAGAAGGCUGGAGACCAAAGUGAUGCACCGAAGAGACUGGAAGCACAAAACACACGUAAAAAGCAUGUCAGGCUCAAUGGAAAAGGUUAACAACAGCUUAAAUCACACACCGACGCAUCUGUGUCUGCAGCAGUAA
Messenger RNA from Xyrichtys novacula (pearly razorfish), 748 nucleotides. The record is from the annotation of a GenBank genome assembly. Lineage: Eukaryota; Metazoa; Chordata; Actinopteri; Labriformes; Labridae.